Frieseomelitta varia is the source of this 2456-nucleotide messenger RNA. RefSeq lists its product as uncharacterized. NCBI's taxonomy places the organism in Eukaryota, Metazoa, Arthropoda, Insecta, Hymenoptera, Apidae. The transcript has 6 exons. The coding region runs from base 509 to 1870 and encodes 453 amino acids. The record is from RefSeq and is a predicted model, not a curated record. Gene Ontology annotation, biological process: septate junction assembly.
UACGCAAACCUUAUUACGUGACACAACGUAGCCCGUGCAAGUUGAACCACGAUCCUCUCCGUCUCAUCAGUUGUCGUUGGACGCGCGCUGCGGUUCGUCCAUUUGCUCCUUUUCUCGAUUUCUCUAUCAUUUCGGUUCACUACGAACUGAUUAUCGAGAUGGAAUCGUUCAUUCCUUGAAGAUUUGAUUCGUUCUCUUCUUUUUAAUUUCACAGAUACACAGGCAGGGUGAUUUUAUAUUUAAUGAUUUUCGAGUUAUACGUAAUCGUGUCUUCCCCUGUGUAGUGUAUCAUUCGUGCAAUUUUUCUUGAUCUUUCGGAUGUGAUAGUGUCGGUGGACAGAGUUCUACGCGGGUUGUGACAAGCGAAAUUGUACGAUGAAUUUCUCUACUUGACGUUGCUUCAAAUGCUCGAUAACUGUGUGAAAAAAAGUUUAAAAAUAUGUAAACGUCUUAAGAAUGGUUGAACGAAUGUUGUAAAACUGGAAAUUGUUGGUACAUAAAAUUAGACAUGUGGAAUCGCAAGGUAUUCAUCAGGAUUAUCGAAGUGAUACUGUGCAUUGCCUGCGUGGUGGCACUUAGGAUAACCAAUGACGAAAGUCGAAGGGUGUUUCAUUAUCUGAGAAGCCGAAGCAGAGAAUGGUCUCUCCUGAACAACGUUACGUGGGGCGCGAUAGGCGCCGCUCUUGCAACCGCGACUUGCGGUGGUUACAUAAUAGUCACGACGGGUCUGCUUAUUGCUGCUGCGACGGGAGAACUAAAUGGUCGAAAAACGGAAAUAUUCUUCCUUGGACUCGGAGUAAUUCUUUUCGCUAUUGUCGGCGCUUUGUCUAUGGCAUCCAUUGAAAACGUCCCUGAGGAUCUGAUAGACAAUGCCGCGAUUUUUGGAGCACUGUGCUUGCUAACAGCGUUGGUUUUCAUCGCUGAUCUGUUAAUAAGCGCGCCAAAGAAGAAGGACAAGCACGACAUGACAAAACUUCUGACCGACAAAAGAGCUAAACGGCAGAUAACUUUGACCACCGAGAAAGAAUCGAAAUCUCCGAAAAUCAGUAGCCCCCAGGUCUCCAAAAAGGACGAUAGUGGCACCGUGAACAACGGUUUCGAAAAAGUGGAUGAGAAGCAUCAACAGAGCUCCGCCAAAGAACAGUCUGAAGAGUUUAGAAAACGGGAACGAGAUGAUCGCAGCCAGCAUUCGAAGGAUACGCACGAGGACGAAGGGACCGACGAUUUCAAUCGAGAGCCGAAAGAGUAUACUCAGAAUUUUGAAAAUGGGAAAGCUCUCAGAGACUCGCAAUUGUAUCGAGACUCCGAGAUGCAAAAGGCUGCGAAUAGGGACUCUUACAAAAUGGACCACCGAAUGGAAAUGCCCAGAGUGGUCUACAAGGUUCAGGAUAUUUAUCAACGUCCAGCGGAUGAAAUCGACACACCUCGAUUUCCGGUCGAGUCGAACCGCAGAAGUGAAAGUAUGUUCGCGAAGAUCGUGAACCCUAGUGUGAAGAUUAUGAAGGUUGAACGUGACGUGGACGAAGCUAUCGAGGGUUACAGAUAUUCUGACACUAGUCAGUAUGACAACGUGCCAAUUCGAAUGAGAAGUACAUCGCCAAAAAGUCAGAAGAAAAGUCGUGACGUUUCUUUCAAUGUUCCGCCGCCGCCGCAUUAUGGGAAAGAAUUCGACGAGAAGAAAGACGAGAUCGAAAUGCUGGAAGAAUGCUUCACCUCGCUUCGAACAGCGAGCACAGGAACCCAGACUCCUAAUAUUCGAACUCCUUCGUCAGCUGUUGAUCCUGGAUACGUUAAACAUACUGCCAGUAACUGGCCCCAGGAAUCGAGAACGAAAACGCCUGGUUCGAGUCCAAGUCGUGCGAGAAAUUAACAUGUAACGCACAAAAAGUAAUAAUUAACUCGCCGUUUUACAACUUCUUGAUGACUUUGUGCGUUCGAAUUAAUCGUCUGAUUGUUUCAGAGAGAGAGAUUUGGUAGCCUUUUCUGUAAGGCACAGACAUUAAAAAAUACAAGAUCAAUUUCUACUUUUUUCUAUUUGAGUAUUUUUUAUUUUUAAUAAAAUAGUAAUAACUUUUAGGUUCAAAAAAAAAAAUUGAAUUUUUAUCAUUAAACUGUUAUUGAUCACUGCCUUUUCCUUACAGUAAAUGUACCAUGUAUGUGUAUGUUCUCGAAAUGGAAAGGAGACGAAGAAAAUUGAGAGACACGUAAUAAUUUUUGUAUAAGUAGAAACUUUUAAUAUAAAGUUUUUAACAUUUCCGUUCACAUCGAUACGCAUACGUACAAUUAUUAAUAAUAAUGUCUCCUUGUGAUAAACAUGUAACCGCAGUUUGUUAGUCUCCAUCAGAACGUAUUCAUUAAAGGUAUUAGCAUUUAAAUGGAUUUACAUUAACUUUUACGUAUACCGUAUUGUUUCUUUCUCUUAUACACUUUUAUAUAAAUAAAUCGAUCCUAUCCAA